GGUGGGGUUUCCUGUCAUCUAUUUAUAGCAACAUUUAUGCGGAAAUGUUGCUUUUCGGAGAAGACAAUUUCAAGGAACACUUCAUCUAAGCGUAAUAUUCAGGAGAUCCGUGGAGACAGCAGAGGUCAGAUCAAGAUAAAAAAAACAACAUGGCAGAAAAAGAAAUUCUGGACAUCUUCAAGCUAGAAACAAUUCAAGAUGGUGAGCUUCUCCGGCAGGUCUAUGGGGAGGCUAGUGAAGGCACAUCUCAAGACAGGAAUCUUCAAACUUGGCUGUCACUGUUGCCUAGCAAUAUCUCUGAUAUGAUCCAGUUAGCACUACAUCAGGAGCGACCAUUUCUUCCACCAGAUGUCACCCCUGAAAUGAUGGCUGAAACCAAUGACACUCUACCACGCAUGAACCAUAUUGAGAUUCUCUAUAGAUGCAUAGCAAAGGCAGCAGGAGCAGAUGACUUGGUGACCAUGGCAGCACUCAUCUAUGUGGUAGACAGAGCUGCAUACAGGUUUGGGGCCUCCAGGGCCCUGCUGCGAGUGUUGGACAUCCUCCUGGACGGAGGGCCCCACACGCCAGUGGCGCCACAAGUCAUCAUCAGGAAGGCUCGGGUCAUGAAAGAUGAUGGUGACCUUCACGGAGCUGUCCGUGUCCUGGAUGCUGUCAUAACAAGGGAAAGUGUGUGGGACUACAAAGAUGAUGACCAAUACAACAAUGUCAAGGCUGUUUGUGUCCAGAUUAAGGGUCAUAUACUUCACAAUCUAGGAAUGUGGAAAGAUGCUAUUGAGCCUUUGGUAGAAUCGGUUGAUUCCUUCAACAAGAUCCAUGAUGACAAGGGAACAUCCUCCUCCCUUGGACUUCUCACCAAAUGCCUGAAAAGGCUUACUGUGGCUGACUACAACGAAAUGAAACAAAAGUACCCUGCACUCUUCUCCCAGUCUCAUCCCUGCUACGAGGCAUAUUUAAAGGGAAUGGAUGCUGUCAAAUACAUUAAAGAUCUGGGACAGACUCUCUACAUUGCCAAACAUCAACUUGUUGCUGAGGAAUCCUUGCUGAUGUUUGCUCUGCAACAGCCACCAUCUUUGAGAGAGUUCCAGUGGUUCCAGACCAUUGUUGCAGACAUUAAGAAAACUCUGACUACCCAUGAAACUGUCAGCAAUCUCAAAAGUCUGGAAACAUACUUUGAGUUUGUGAGAGCCAUUUUCCUGAUUCAUUUGACCUUAUAUUUUUCUCCCUUUCCACAAGACCGUUCAUUAUCCAAGUACCUGGAGCAGAUCAGUAUUGAGCUGUACCGCCAUCUUUGUUCCUGUCAGAGCAGACGUCAACUUGUGACAAACUUGGAACAUACCAGUAACUCUGUAUCAUUCAUGAAUGCAUCACUAGGCAUUCUGGGAUUACCCUCACUACAAGGCACUGAUGAUGUCUCAAUGAAUGUGGAACUGUCAGCAUCAUCAUCAGAAGACUCCUUGGACAAAGCAGCAAGGAAAGCUGAUUGUUCUAAAGAGUCAUCAAAAGCAGAACACAUGUCAGACAAAGCAGGUACAGUUCCUGCUGUGGUGAAUCCUUUGACACCUGCUUCCAGACAGAAUCCUGGCACAUUUCCAGGAGCUGUAAAGAGUCAGAACCCCAAAGCUACAGAUUUGUACUCAAGGAAGUAUAUAGGACUAACGGUAGAUGCAUCUUCAUUCUCAACAACAUCAGGUUCUUCUAGUCAAUCUGAAUCAGGGGUCUCUUCCAGCCAAGAUGAACACACAGAGGAUCCAGAACUUGUAAAUCUAUCGGUUGUUUCCAUAAGUGCAACUGCAGAGAAAUUUAGCAACCUUGAUCUCAAUUCAGACCCAGACAUUUCGAGAGUAUUUGAUGACAAGAAUAUUGCACCUACUACCCAAUCUACCAGUCAGACUUCCACCUCUGCUUCCUCAGAUAAAUCAGUGACAGACAGCUCAGCCUCAAGGAAGUCCACUUCAUCUAGUUCAGGAUCAGUAAGCCUGUCCUCUGCUUCCUCCUCUUCUGCUAAAGUAUCUGGGGAGUCUGGGUAUAGUUUCUCCCCAUCUCCCUCACAGCAAAGCUCCAAUGGAUCUUCCUCCUCUUAUGUGGACCUGUCUGCCCCCACAGAGGAGUGGCAUAAUCUGUCUGAGAUCGGUGAGUUAUCUCCCCUGGUGGAUCUGCGUUCCUCCACAGUAAACAGCUCCCUGGAGAGCCUUCAGUUUGGUCACAGUGUUGAAACCAGGAGUGCUGAGGAGUACCUGGAGCACUGGAUGCCGCCAACAGUGGAUGAGACUAUUAAAGUAAAUAGGGCCCUGCUGCUGACAUACAACCCUGUGACAGGAGACUGGCAGUCUCAGAAUACACUGGUCCACACGGGACAGGAGCUGGACCUGGGAGGCAACAGAAAGGGCAACUGUCGGGAGGUGUUUGAGGUCUACUUUCUCCAUCAGGAGGAACCUCUGGGCAGGUAUGUCUGCAAGCGGUACCGACAGCAGCGCCCAGCACGGUACUACCAGCAGGAUGUGGUGUGUCAGAUGAUGGCUGGCUACUAUGUGACCAGGUUCAAUCAAGCCCUCCACAACUACCACAGCAACAUCCAGGUGCAGUUCCUACCGGCAGCCCAUCUUCAGCUCCUGACGCCAGACGAUCACUUAGAAGACUGGGUAAACGUGGAGCCAUACCUCUACGGAGAUUUCAUCAAGCUCACCAACAACCUGGACUUCUGCAAGAAGGAGCAUCAUGGAGAGGAGCUGGCCACAGCCUUGACACACUUCUCAUUCUGUGAGUCCCAAGGAAUGCUGAUGAUCGUGGACAUCCAGGGCUGGAUCCCAAGGGAAGGAAACGGCAUCAUCUAUCUCACUGACCCCCAGUUCCACACAAAGGGGUUCCGCAGGUUUAGCCCUGCAGACAGGCAGGAGGAAGGAAUGAAACUGUUUUGGUCCAAGGUGCACCCACAGUGUAACAGUAUCUGCUCAACUCUUGGGCUGACCAGACCACAGCAGUAGAUGGCCUGCUCUGGUCACUGUGUCACAACAUGCCUGUACAUUGAUCUAUAUCCAUUGUGGGGAUGUGCCUGUACAUUGAUCUAUACCCAUUGUUAGGAUGUGCCUGUACAUCGAUCUAUACCCAUUGUUAGGAUGUGCCUGUACAUUGAUCUAUACCCAUUGUGGGGAUGUGCCUGUACAUUGAUCUAUACCCAUUGUUAGGAUGUGCCUGUACAUUGAUCUAUACCCAUUGUGAGGAUGUGCCUGUACAUUGAUCUAUACCCAUUGUGAGGAUGUGCCUGUACAUUGAUCUAUACCCAUUGUGAGGAUGUGC
Molecule: messenger RNA, 3297 nt
Organism: Haliotis rubra (blacklip abalone)
Lineage: Eukaryota; Metazoa; Mollusca; Gastropoda; Lepetellida; Haliotidae
Product: alpha-protein kinase 1-like
Exons: 10
Coding region: 150-2984 (944 amino acids)
Biological process (GO): protein phosphorylation
Molecular function (GO): ATP binding; protein serine/threonine kinase activity
Source: RefSeq, a predicted model, not a curated record